AUUGGUAGUUCUAAUUAGAAACUAAAAAUAAUUGUAAUUAUAGCUAUUCUUAGUUGCAAAUAUUGAUAGUUGAAAAUAUGGUGAAUUGGAAAAAAUAGUAGUCCAAUUGUUAAUUGCAAUCAAUAAUAGUUGUAAAUAAUAAAAAUUAUUACACUUUUCCACUGCAAUAAUCAUUGUAUGAAAGUUAUUAAAAAAAGAUCUAUACCAAUUACAUACAUAAAAUUUUUUACCAAAAUUCGUUGAAACUUCUUCCAAGUUAUCUUUUCACAAUAAAAUGAAUCCACAUACACACACAAAUUUGUCAGCGAUUAAAAUUUAUAUUUUUCGUACAUGCGAUUUUAAUUUAUGAACUAUAGAAAAAUAAUGUCAUAAGAGAAAAGUUGUUAAAAAAUUGUUUAAUCUUUAUAAUUUUUCAUUUUAUCAGAAAGUUUUUUCAUUGCAAAAGUAAACCAGUACAAGUGUCGAAGCAAAAAUUUGUGCAUCAACCAAACAUGGAUUACCGUUAUAAAUUUUUGGCGGCAUUUGGAUUAAUUCUGCUACUGCUAGUUGGGAAAAUUUCAAUCUUGACAGAAAACGAUUUAGAGAAAAAGGAAAGAAACCAAUCCAUGCCUGAUGAUGAUAUCUGUACUCUUUACGAUUACUCCCUUGUACUUGAUCAAUGGCUAUUUCGAAAAAAUUAUAAACCAUUAAUAGUAACUAUAGCACGUAAAUUUACUGAUGGAAUAAGCAGAGUUAGAAAUAUAUCUCAGAGUAAAAGGAUAUUAUACGAUAAUGAAAUUACCAACAAACAUUGGAGUAAGAUGCAUAAUAUGAUAACGGAAAAUUUUUAUCUAUAUGAAGCUCACAAUGUAUACUACUUUGUUUAUCCAGUAAACAUUCUAAAUAAUUCUUUCACUAUAUACUGUCAAAAAAGGUUGUUAACCGAUCAGUUAGGUGUUACGUUUGAUUUUGUCAACGUAAGAAAAGAGAAUCCAUUUUUUGAAGAUAUUUUAGUUCACCUAAAAUCAAAUUGCUCCAAUUGCCCUCUAGUAGAAUAUGUUAACAAAAAACUAAAAACAGGUGAAAGUUUCUCCGAAUUAUUUGUAUUAAGAGAACAAUUGUUUAGAGAAAAAACAAACUACACAUCCUUAAAAGCAUUCGACAAUUAUUACGCUUGCGAUUCGAUUGGAUUUAACAUUAAUUCUGAGAGCGAAAAUUUUUUAAUGCAUUUUAACACAAUACUGCAACAGAUUCAGAAGAAUAGCAACAAUUUUGAUAAAAGUAGAAAAAAAAGAAUUUUCGACAGAAGUCUAAAGUGCUUUAAAUCGAGACAUCUAUUUGUUACGCAAGAAAUUUUUAACAAUGAUAUUCAGAAACAGAAUCUAAAUUAUCCUUUCACUGGAAUUAAUUAUUUAAACUGGAUUAACGAAACUGUAUUUUCACUGAAUGUAAAUGAUAGCUCAUUUGGAAAUAUAUGCAAAGAUGAACAUAAAAUAUAUAUAUUUAAAUUAUUUUGUUUUAUAAAAGAUGUAUCAGAUAUUACAUCCUAUGACAUAGCUGCGUGGACAGAUGCCAUACAACAACUUGUCGCUGCAUCAUUAAACAAACAACUGAUGUGGUUCAAUAGUUUGGUGUCUUUGUAUCAAAACGAAGAUUUAGUGCAAAGUGAUUUCAUUUUUCUCCAACUUGAAAAUUUGAGAAAAGAAAUUCUAAAUGAAAGUGGGAAUUGGAUGAGUGUAAUGAAUAUUACUUUCAACUUGGUUUUGAAUUUAAUGAUAGAAAAGAGUAGUAGCAAGUCUGUGUUAAGUUCACCCUGUUUAUUUUACAAUUAUUUGGACACAAUUGAUGCCUUACUUCCUGAGAUGGAAUUCAAGAGAUUGGUAAUAAUCGUAGCUGAUAGUAUGCCGUCAGGGGUACGAAAAGUUGCACAUAUAGCAGGCAGAAGAGUAGUACCAAGAAUAAAAAGAGAAGAUCUUCAUUAUACAAAACAGUUUGUGUAUGAUGAAAUAAUGAAACAUUUUUAUCUGCUUCAAUCCAAUGAUACUUAUUAUUAUGUUUAUCCAUUGACUGAAAAUAGACAAAUCGACGUAUUGAUUACCUAUUUCGAGAUCAAGAUGAUUAGUGAUUAUUCAAAAGUUGUAUUUUAUUUCGCAAACUAUUCUAAUUCUUUUUUACCCGAUAAAUUCGAAACCAUGAGUUAUAAUGACUUACUCCUUCCUGCUCUUCCAGACAACUGUCACUUAUUUACAACAAACUGUGAAAACCGUUUUUUAAAUCCCAUAUAUUUAAUUAAUCUGCAGAAAAAAUUUCACAGACGCUAUUCAAAAUAUUUGUCAGUAUCUGCUAUGUUUUUACAAAUAUUACCAAAAUCAGUUAAUAAUGAUUAUUCACAUUAUAAAGAUAAUAAUUCGAUAGAAUAUGCACAGAAAUUUUAUGAUUUUCUAAAAACACAACAAAUUUCUUAUCGUACAGAUUAUUUACUUAAUGAUUUUCCAUGCUCAUCGCUGCUGGAAAUAAAUAAAGGAAUUAACAUUGAUUUCAGAAUAACCGAAAUAGGAGAUUUUUUCCAUAUUUUACUUUUCAUACAAUCUGCUUACAAUAACAUAACAUCAAUAAAUAUCACAGACAAUGAUAAUUUAAAAUAUUUUUGUAUGAAUUCGAAUAUUUUUCAGUUUAUUAAGUUCUUUUGCUUUUUAAAAAUAAAUUGUAUUCAAGGUAUGUUUAAACAUAUAGAUGCGAAUUCGUAUUAUGUCAAGAAUAUGGAAAAAAUUGCUCAAAAUGAGAAAAAUGUUAUUACUGAAUAUUUGUCAAAGACAUUAAUAUGGAUGAACGAAAUGUUACAGUUUGAUUACCACGAUAUGUAUAAUAAAGCUAAAAUUUUAAAACAAUUAAAACUUUCAUACUUGAAAAUACCAAAAAUUAUCUCAAAUGGUGCUGAUUCGUUAGACAAAUUCUAUUUAGUAUUAAGAGAAACUGUAUUUUAUCCUAGAUGUAAAAAUUACAUGAAAAGAAACAGUUCACCGUUAAAUCGGGAUCUUUCGAUCUUAAGUCUUAUGCGUGACCAAUAUCUGAAUAAUGAGCGAAACAAUUCAUUUUACCAUGUACAACGACAUUAAAUAAUAAUAAGAUAUAUUCUGUUACUGUUUAUUCUUUUCUCAAAUAAAUUCUUUAUUUAAUAAAUUUAUUUACUAUUUAUAUUAUAUUUAUUUAUUAUUUAAUUCUUUAAGGGAGGGUAAAGAUAGUUAUUCGAUCGAAGCAAAAAUUGAAGGUCUCGAUCCAAGAAAUGGAUAUAAUUUUUAAGGCACUAAAUUCUUCACUUCUAAAAUAAAAAAGGAUUUCAAAUUUUAAUUUUUUGUAAGCAUUUCGUAUUUGUUUAAAGAUUACGAAAAAGUUCCUCUAAAAAUUAUGAUUUAAAACCUUUUAAUUUUUUAUUUAUUUGACAAUGAUUUUUAGAUGAAAAAAAUUAUAGCCAGUUCUCCGAUCGGGACUCUCAAUCGACAAAGUUAUGAGUAUUUGAGGGUCCGUUGUCUGUUCGAUAAAAAGCCGCGCAUAUUUUAAGUUUUGAAUUUUUAGUGUGCAAAACUUUAAAACGUUUUCCUAAAAGUUGUUAUUUUUUAAGCCCGUGUGUAACAUAAUAACUAAAAAACUACUGAACCAAUCGUUUUAAAAUUUUACACACUCCUUCUUCACAUAAUUCCUCAGAUAUCUAUUAAAGUUUUUUUGUAUUUUUAAUACUACGACCAGAUUUUAUUCAAAAGUCUAAUUUCAA
This is a messenger RNA of Leptopilina heterotoma, 3748 nucleotides long. RefSeq lists its product as uncharacterized. The coding region runs from base 492 to 3095 and encodes 867 amino acids. The transcript has 3 exons. The record is from RefSeq and is a predicted model, not a curated record. NCBI's taxonomy places the organism in Eukaryota, Metazoa, Arthropoda, Insecta, Hymenoptera, Figitidae.